Molecule: messenger RNA, 1658 nt
Organism: Siniperca chuatsi (mandarin fish)
Lineage: Eukaryota; Metazoa; Chordata; Actinopteri; Centrarchiformes; Sinipercidae
Product: Ras-related protein Rab-33B-like
Exons: 2
Coding region: 63-761 (232 amino acids)
Biological process (GO): Rab protein signal transduction
Cellular component (GO): Golgi apparatus; endosome
Molecular function (GO): GTPase activity; GTP binding
Source: RefSeq, a predicted model, not a curated record
GGUCUUUCAAAUUCUCGCGAUGUUUCAGUGCCGUUCACAUCAAGACCGCGAGAAGAUGAGCGAUGGCAAUAGAAAACAAACCUGGGGAGGAAUUUGAUACCGUUUUCAGUCGAAAUGAUUCCUUGGAGCUCUCUUCGCACCAUGAAUAUGAGACUGGACAAGCUCGGAUGUUCAAGAUAAUAGUCAUAGGAGAUUCAAAUGUGGGAAAGACGUGUUUGACUUACAGAUUCUGCGGGGGCACUUUCCUGAAAAACCCAGAGGCAACGAUCGGGGUCGAUUUCAGAGAGAGGACGCUGGAGCUCGAUGGGGAGAGUAUCAAGAUCUGGGACACAGCAGGUCAGGAGCGUUUUAGGAAGAGCAUGGUGGAGCACUACUACCGCAGCGUCCACGCCAUCAUCUUCGUGUACGACGUGACCAGCCUCUCCUCCUUUGAGAGCAUCCCUGAGUGGAUUGAGGAGUGCAGCCGACACUCCGUGGGCCCCCUGGUGCCCCGCAUCAUGGUGGGCAACAAGUGUGACCUGAGGGACCGCCGGGAGGUCCCCACGUCAGCCGCCCAGUGUCUUGCCGACAGCUACAACUUCCCACUGUUUGAGACUUCAGCCAAGGACCCUGCUGAGAAGGAACAUGUUGACGCUAUCUUUCUGACUUUGGCUUAUAGACUGAAGAGCCACAAACCCCUGAGACUGAAGCAGCCGAGUGAGAGCAAUGUCAGGCAGCUGUUGAACCAGAGAGAGCAGGAAGCAGCAACUUGUCAAUGCUGAGGUCACCUCCAUUCUGUAUGGAUGUACUCAAGAGUGUGUACAAAGGUCAUCACAGCCUUCAGGAACACUAAUGGUGCUGAGAAAAGCACUGAGACUAAACUUAGAAAGGCCUGUUAUGAUCAUGAGAUAGAAAAGGAAGAAACGUCCCAUGGUUUUACACUUUUCCCUGCCUGAUGUAAGGCACAGCUAGUGACAGUAUGGGCCUAUGAAUUUCCACAAUAUUAAAUCAACAUUUCAAUGAAAUGCAUGAAUGGAUAUGAAGGUAUGCCAAAUGUAGCUCAAACUGCACAUAAAAUCACUUUAAAUAAAAAACAAAACAUUGCAGAGUGCACUUAAAUAGACAAAUUAUAUGCAAUCAGCUGUCUAGUAGCACUACAACUUAUCUAUAGUAUUUAAUGCAGACAGUGAAUUAAGGGACAAACUGAUUUCAGUGUAAGGAAAGGGACCAAUAAGGUAAAUUGAAACUGUGAAGAAAACUGUGCUAUCGUUUUCUUGAAGAAAUGCUUUAAAGUGAUAUUUCAGUUCUUAAAAAAUGCAAAUGCAGCAUGAGUUGUGGUGCUGUUGCUGAAUGUGUAUUUCUCAAAUAUAAAUAUGAACAUAACCAGCUUUGUGUCAGCUUAUUCGCCUCGACAGUUCUUUGGAGAGAGCUCACUAAUGACAAAAUGUAGCUGUCUUUUGGGACAAAAUGCAAAUCCACAUAGUUCAUUUGAAAAGUAUUAACAAGUACAUGCUCAGCUUUGAAAAUUGUUAUUCCAGAAGGUAUUAAUGGUAUGAGGUAAGACUGACUGACUGAUACUUGCAUGUGUACAAUAAUGCAAACACUUUUCAACAGUAUGGAGAUUAGUGACAAUGUUAAGCUGCAAAUCAAUAAAAGUGGUUUUAUCAGUAUAAUUUAAA